AUGUACCAUCCUGCACGUGCUGGCCUUCUUGCCCGGGAGCUGCACAAGCUGAACGUGCAUGUGGCCGCCAUCCAGGAAGUUCGAUGGCCCGGUCAUGGAGAGCGAGAAUUCACGGCGGUGGACCCCAUCGCCAACACCUCUUUCAAGUACCACAUCUACUACAGUGGCGGCGAAAAGGCGAUGCACGGAGUCGGUUUUGUAGUGAUUGGGGAUCAAAAGAACCGAGUCAUCAAGUGGAAGGUGGUGAAUGACCGGAUCUGCGUGUUGAGAAUAAAGGGCAAAUUCUUCAACUACAGCCUGAUCAACAUCUACGCUCCGACGAACGACAAGCCCGAUGACGAGAAAGACGCUUUCUACGAGCGUCUGGACAAGACCUAUGGAGAGUGCCCAAGACACGACGUGAAGAUAGUCAUCGGAGACGCAAACGCGCAGGUCGGAAGGGAAGCCUUCUUCCAUCCUGUCAUCGGCAAGGAGAGCCUUCAUCCUCGCACGAAUGACAACGGCCUACGUUUGGUCAAUUUCGCCGCAGCCAGAGGAAUGGCUAUCUGUAGCACCUUCUUUGCGCGCAUGAACAUUCGGAAGCACACCUGGCGACACCCGAAUGGCGAAUCGUGCACACAAAUCGAUCACGUUUUGGUGGAUGGUCGACACUUCUCGGACGUGAUGGACGUCCGAUCGUACAGAGGACCGAACAUCGACUCUGAUCACUUCCUGGUAGCGUGCAAGAUCCGAGCUAGGCUGUCGAACGUGUUGACCCCGCGGACUGCGAGGGUAGCGCGGUUGAACGUCCAGCGCCUCGCGAGCAGCGACGUUGCUGCAGAGUACAGUCGGAAGCUUGACGAGCGGAUCAACGAGGACGCGCCUACGGUGAUCGGCACGACCAGAGGACGCAAACCCAAAGGGUGGUUCGAUGCGGAGUGCCAGCGAGUGACGGACGAGAAGAACGAGGCCAGGAAGCGUAUGCUCGUUAAGGGUACGCGCCGAAACUGUGAGCGAUACAGUGAGUUGCGAAGAGCAGAGAAACGAAUCCACCGCCGAAAAGAACGGGAGUACGACGAAACGAUACUUGCCGAAGCGGAAGCACAGUACAACGUGAACGAUAAGCGGAGGUUUUACGCAACUGUCAACGGUGUAAGAAGGAAAACCACGCCUUCCCCUGUGAUGUGCAACGACACGGAAGGCAACCUGUUGACAGACAAGACUGCGGUGGCGGCUAGGUGGAAGGAGCACUUCCAGCAGCUGUUGAAUGGUGAGGCACGAGAGGGAAUCGUCGAGGACAGGAUACACGUUGAGGAAGAUGGAAAAGCUGUGGACCCGCCUACGUUGGAGGAAGUAGCUAAGGCUGUUAAAGAGCUCAAGAACGGGAAAUCCGCGGGAAAGGACGGACUUCCGGCCGAACUUUUCAAGCACGGGGUACGCGGAUGA
This is a messenger RNA of Culex quinquefasciatus (southern house mosquito), 1425 nucleotides long. RefSeq names its product craniofacial development protein 2-like. Bases 1 to 1425 code for a protein of 474 amino acids. The transcript is spliced from 3 exons. The record is from RefSeq and is a predicted model, not a curated record. Gene Ontology annotation, cellular component: nucleus. Gene Ontology annotation, biological process: chromatin remodeling. Lineage: Eukaryota; Metazoa; Arthropoda; Insecta; Diptera; Culicidae. Gene Ontology annotation, molecular function: catalytic activity.